This is a messenger RNA of Leptopilina heterotoma, 2321 nucleotides long. Its product is annotated as carcinine transporter-like. NCBI's taxonomy places the organism in Eukaryota, Metazoa, Arthropoda, Insecta, Hymenoptera, Figitidae. The record is from RefSeq and is a predicted model, not a curated record. Bases 304 to 1980 code for a protein of 558 amino acids. Gene Ontology annotation, cellular component: membrane. The transcript is spliced from 10 exons. Gene Ontology annotation, molecular function: transmembrane transporter activity. Gene Ontology annotation, biological process: transmembrane transport.
AGUGAGAAUAUUAUUUCUCUCUAACACUUGAUCAUCAUAAUCCAAAUGUAAUUUAAAUCCUCUGAGUGUUUUUUCAUUUACUUUCCUUUUACAUACGCAGCUUAGAUGUCGAGCAUAACACAAGCUAUUAAUUUUCAAUUGAUACCAAAGAAAUAAUUCUCUCGUCAUUUUUUUUCCAUUCAACAGAGUAAUAAUAAUUGUGUGAAUUAAUUUAAAAGAGGAAUAUAACAGCAUUUUGUGAAAUCAUCAAUAAAACAAAGUGGAGCAAAGCAGAAUAGUGAUAAUAAUACUAACGAAGAGGAAAUGGAUAAGGAAGCUGAUGAGAACACUGCCUUGAGAAUGAAACAAAAAUAUGAAACUUUUGAUGAUAUGCUACCGUGUGUAGGAGAUUUUGGCAGAUAUCAAUGGCUAAUUAUGUUGGCCCUUAUUCCAUUCAGUGUAUCAUAUGCAGUUUUAUAUUUCGCACAAUUUUUUUUAACUCUCGUUCCUCGAGAACAUUGGUGUAAAAUAGAUGAACUACAACAUCUCUCUGUUGAAAAUCGAAUUCUAGCCGGAAUUCCACGAUUAAAUGAAUAUCCAUAUUAUGACACGUGUCGUCGUAAGGAUUUGAAUUUUACAUCACUUCUCAAAGUGAAUAGAAAUUUUCAUUCGUCUCUGUGGAAGACAAAUAGAACAGUUCCAUGCGAACGAUGGGAGUACAAUUUCACGCAAAUACCCUACGCAAGUAUUGGAGCUGAGUUAGAUUGGGUAUGCGACCGUUCAUAUUUAAUUUCCACGGCUCAAGCGAUAUUCUUUUGUGGCUCAAUAAUUGGAGGAUUUCUUUUUGGAUGGGUUGCCGAUCACAAAGGGAGAAUUCCAGCUGUAGUUUAUUGCAACAUAGCAGCGUUAAUUGCGACCAUUGCAUCUGCAAAUACUGGCUCUUUCUGGUCGUUUGCUCUCUGCAGAUUCUUUUCUGGAUUUGCCUUUGACAAUGUGAUCAAUAUCCCUCUCAUCAUUGUUAUGGAAUAUAUGGCUGUGAAGAGACGCACAAUAGUGGUUAAUGCUGCAUUUGGAGUAUAUUUUGCAAUUGCCAGUACAGCAUUGCCCUGGCUGGCUUAUUAUGUUGCAAAUUGGCGAUAUUUUGCAUACGUUAUUUCGGUGCCAUUUUUUCUAUCUCUAGUAACUCCUUGGAUUUUACCGGAAAGUGCAAGAUGGUUCAUUUCGAAUGGAAAAAUAGAUCAAGUUCUGAUGAAACUCAGAAAAAUUGCCAAAGUGAAUGGUAUGAAUCCAAAUCCACGAAUUUACGAGAUUUUUUCAUUGAACGUAAAGGCUGCGAAUAAGGAAAAGGAAUCAGCAACUCUCUUGAAUCUUUUUAAAACACCACGUCUGGCUAGAAAUGUUAUACUACUUGUAGCUCUCUGGACUUUGACGGUGAUUGCGUUUGAUGGGCAUGUGUACUCGUUGAAACUAUUGAAAACAUCGGUAUUUGUUUCCUUCUCUUUGGCAUGUGCGACAGAACUUCCUGCCGGGUUGCUGUUGAUAUUGUUGCUAGAUCGCUGGGGGCGUAGAUUUUGUUUAUUCAUCACAAUGACACUGACUAUGAUUUUUAGCUAUGCUGAACUGAUUUUAGUUCACGAUACUGCUAUUUUAACAAUGUCGGUGCUUUCUCGAUUUUGUCUCAAUAUGGCAGCCAAUGUUGGUCUACAAUAUGCCGCCGAAUUAUUACCAACACCCGUUCGGGCCCAAGGAAUAGCUUUGAUUCAUAUUUUCGGAAUUUGCGCACAUUCGGUCGCUCCUUACGUCACCGAUACCGCAGUCUUUUGGUCCGGAAUGCCAAUGGCAAUAAUUGGUACGGUUUCCCUAAUUUGUGCCAUUUUGGCCCUUUUCCUGCCGGAAACAACAGGACGCCAUUUACCUCAAACUUUGGAGCAAGGUGAAAAUUUUGGAAAAGAUCAAGAAUUCUGGUCCCUGCCGUGCUUUGAAACUGAUAACAAAUUUUAAAUUAAAAUAGAAACAUUAUCUAGCACAAAUUUUGUUAUAAACUUAAUAGACAUUUUGACUCAAGUUUAAUAUUAUAACAAAAAAAAAGAGAUAAUAAUCUAUUAGUGAUAUUUUUUUUGCUAUAAACAAUAGACAUUAAAGGAACAAAAAAAAUAAUAUUGUACAUACACAAUAAGCUGAAUGCAAAAACUACAAUGUUUCCUCUUUAAAAUAAAUAAUUUUCAACUUUUAAAAAAACUGUGUAGCAAUAAAAACGCUUAUCUUUUAAGACUACAAAACAUUUGUAUAUCACAUGAAAAGAAUUUGAAAGUAUUUUCAUUCUCUAAAAUUUGUAAAUAACA